Lolium perenne is the source of this 1830-nucleotide messenger RNA. RefSeq lists its product as uncharacterized. Lineage: Eukaryota; Viridiplantae; Streptophyta; Magnoliopsida; Poales; Poaceae. The record is from RefSeq and is a predicted model, not a curated record.
CCUACCUUCGUUCCUCCCCUCCCCUGCUCCCCUUGGCCAUGGCAGCCGCCGCCGCCCAGCAUCUCUACCGCUGAAGCCCUGCCACCCAGAGACGCCAGCCCUCGGCCUCUUGUUCCCCGACGCCCUAGGGUUUCUUGCACCACCACCGCCGGCGGCAGCUUUUGUUGUUCCUAUGGCUGCCGCCCUUCCUGCACCGUCGAAGCCGCCUGCAUGCACCGCCACCGCCGGACACCUGCGCUGCUGAUCUGCUAGAUUGACCUUCCUCACUCCGGCGACCUCACCUCCUGCGCCGCGUCUUCCUCCCUGCCCUUCUCACCAAGGUUAUAACAUAGACACAAAAAGACCCGAUCCAGCACACAGAUCGAUCAUGGCGGACUGGGCGUCACUUCUACCGGAGCUUGUCCAAGGCAUCGCCAACUGCGUCCUCUCCACCACCGGCGGCGUUGACACGUACAUGGACAUGAGGGCUGUCUGCCCUAAAUGGCGCUCUGCCAUCACCCGGCCAUCUCCCCUCGCCGCGGUCGCGGACCUCCGUUUCCGCCCACGUGACUGGGUCAUGAUCGAGCUGACAAAUGAGAACUAUGACGACAAGGAUGGCUUCCUCUUCCUUCACGUCCCCACUGGGCGCUUCCGCCGCCUGCGCCUCCCGGUGCUUCAAGGCCACCUCCUCAUUGGUGUUUCUGAUGGUCUCCUCGUGCUCGGGAAUAGGGAGCCCCCGCAUUCGGUUUGUGUCCUCAACCCCUUAACAUACGACAUGCUCCACUUUGCGGCGCCGUUAGAUAAACAUUUUAAGGAUGUACUUGUAAUGUAUACCGUGGUGAGCGUUGGCUUUGGUUCGACCCUGGUGCUGUGGACGGAGGGAAAGAGCAGGGUUCUAUGUGCUCAUCCAACCAGCGAUGUCUUUACAGAGAAGGAUAUUUGCAGGAGCGACAUUAGCAUGGUUACCUCCCAAGGCAAUGUCUAUUAUGCCUGUCCGGAUGGACGGAUAUUCAAGAUUGUCGGACAGCGGAGCAGUGUUAUGAUGAUGAGCUCGUAGCUCAGAUGUCACCGGACGUGGACCUCUAUUUAGAGGAACAAUACGGCACACGGUCUGAACUCGUGGAGUCUGAUGGGGAACUGCUGCUUGUACGCCAUGAAAAUAAUCUAGCUUUGAAAGUUUUCAAGGUCAACAUCGAGCACAAGUUGUUGGAGGAGGUCAAGAGCCUUGGCGGCUGCCGCGCGUUGUUCGUUGGCAACCAGCGGUGUGUGUCUGUGGACGCGAAUAAGAUUCCAUCGGUUGAUGGUGACUGCAUAUACAUGUCUCAUUGGAUGUCUCAUUCGCUGGGUGACAAUAAUCUAACUUCAGAAGACGAUGGGUUUGCCAUGUGUGGGCAUAACAUAAGGGACGGUACAAUGAAGAUUAUCGCGAGCGAACCAAUGCUCUAUAUCCGCCCUUUCAGCCUUGUCCAGGUUCUCUUGCAGUAAAUCUCUUGAGUCAUCAAGGUUAUGUAAACGAACCUGCUCUUGCAUUGGUGCUACUGCUUCCUGCCACUUCAGUACUUCUGGGCUUACAAUCAACAUGCGAGGAGUUCGAGUAUAUAUAGUACGUCAUGUUGGAACAGUUUUAUGUAUUUAAGCUAUCUCUUUCAUCAGUCAUAUUGUUGCAUCAGCAGAUGUUGUCUUUGUUUAUUCGGUACUGAAAUGCCGGCCUAUGUACCCUGCAAGUAGUAUCAGGAACGGUUCAGUCAUAGCUACGGUAUCAGGUCUACCAUUUGAGUGCAAAUUGAGAAAGUUUCAGGUUCCAGUUUGUGUGAUGACAUUGCACUCGAAUGCACGUCCUUAGUUUGUGUU